CAUUCCCUCACUCUAUACUAAUUGCUAACACCCACAAUGCCUGCUGAAGAGGAGCAGAGAUUGGCGUCGACCAAGCGUCCCAUAUCCGCCGUUGAUGGUGGCGAUCAGGAUGGCGACGACGAUUCAUCCGAUGAUGACUUCGGUCCAGCUCUUCCCUCUGCAGAUGCUCCUAAGAAAAAGCGCCGCAAGCUCCCUUUCGAGAAAGUUUACGUGAAUGCGCUCCCGGCAUCGCCCCGGUAUUCGAAAUCCCUCAUGCACAAGGACCAAUUGUCCUUCCUCACAGUGACUCCGCAUACGGACUUCCUGAUCACCUCCUCCAUCGAUGGCGUCGUUAAGUUCUGGAAGAAAAUGGCAGUUGGGGUUGAGUUUGUGAAAGAGUUCAAGGCGCAUGCCACGGAGAUCAAGCAUGUCAGCGUUAGUGCCGAUGGCCGAAGCUUCGCGACGACUGGUGCCGACAAGACGAUUAAGAUAUUCGAUGUAAUUACUUUUGAUCUAUUGGCUAUGCUAACAGUCGAUUUCAACCCGCGGUGUGUUUGCUGGGUGCAUCGCCGUGGCGCCUCAUUGCCGCUCCUUGCGGUGACCGACGAAGAGAGCAGCAUGAUCCAGUUCUUCGACGGCCGCGGCGAGAACCCUACCCCGUUACACACUGUCAAAACCAUCCAUCGCAGUCCUAUAGUCGCUAUUGCCUUCAACGACGCCUACGACUGUGUCAUCUCCGCUGAUGAGUCUGGCAUGAUCGAGUAUUGGCGGGCGGGUGACGGCUCGUUCGAAAAACCAGACAAUGUGUUUGAGCUUAAGUCCUCCACCAACCUCUUCGAGUUCAAGAAAUCCAAGUCUACUCCCGCAUCCAUAUCCAUCUCACCUUCCGGCGAGCAAUUCGCGACGAUCUCGUUCCCCGACCGCCAAAUCCGCAUCUUUGACUUCGCUACCGGAAAGCUCUACCGCAAGUACGAUGAGUCUCUCACCACCAUCAUGGAGAUGCAGCAGGCCGGCACAGCGCUCUACCAGCUCGACGAGGUCGAGUUCGGCCGGCGGUUAGCGGUCGAGCGCGAGCUCGAGAACCCCAUCACCAAGCCGAAAGUCAACGUCCUCUUUGACGAAUCGGGCCACUUCAUCCUGUACGGCUCCCUCCACGGCGUCAAGUGCAUCAACACCUACACCAACCGGGUGGUCCGGGUCUACGCCAAAGACGAGCCCUUCCGGGCCCUCAACCUCGCCAUGUACCAAGGCCAGCCCCAGAAGAAGGGAGUCGUGACCGUCUCCAUGGCCGCCAGCGCCAAUCCCCUCCUCCAGGAAUCCGAAGAGCGCGACCCGCUCCUCAUCAGCACCGGCUACGGCAAACUCCGCUUCUACCUCUUCACGAACGACACCGACGUCUCCAAAUCCACCCGCGACGUCCAGAACGAGCGACCGCGCGAGGCCGCCUCCGGCCGCGAGGCCACCGCCCAGAAGACCGCCGAGCUUGGCACGUCGGCCGUCCUGCACACCACCAUGGGCGACAUCCACCUGCGGCUGUACCCCUCCGCCGCGCCCAAGGCGGUCGAGAACUUCACCACGCAUGCCCGCAACGGCUAUUACAACAACACCAUCUUCCACCGCGUGAUCCGCAAGUUCAUGAUCCAAGGCGGCGACCCGCUCGGCGACGGCACCGGCGGCGAGUCCAUCUGGGGCGGCGAGUUCGAGGACGAGUUCUCCAGCCUCAAGCACGACAAACCCUACACCCUCUCCAUGGCCAACGCCGGCCCCAACACCAACGGCAGCCAGUUCUUCAUCACCACGGAGAAGACGCCCUGGCUGGACGGCAAGCACACCGUCUUCGGCCGCGCGGUGCAGGGCCUCGAUGUCGUGCAUAAGAUCGAGAACACCAAGACGUACAAGGAGAAGCCCGAGCAGGAUAUCAAAAUCGUCAGUAUCACGGUCUCGUGAGAGGGGAAGCAGACUCCACAAGUUGAAACGGCUGAUGAAAUAUCGUCGACACUGGCCCUUCCCUUUCUUUCCACAGUUUUGGCUUGGUCUCCUAUGCUGGGUUCCCUGUACAUCUAGAUUAUAUCCAUCACCCGCAUU
Messenger RNA from Aspergillus saccharolyticus JOP 1030-1, 2064 nucleotides. Its product is annotated as WD40 repeat domain-containing peptidylprolyl isomerase. Gene Ontology annotation, molecular function: peptidyl-prolyl cis-trans isomerase activity; protein binding. The record is from RefSeq and is a predicted model, not a curated record. Bases 37 to 1926 code for a protein of 629 amino acids. The transcript is spliced from 3 exons. Gene Ontology annotation, biological process: protein folding; protein peptidyl-prolyl isomerization. NCBI's taxonomy places the organism in Eukaryota, Fungi, Ascomycota, Eurotiomycetes, Eurotiales, Aspergillaceae.